AUGCGUUUACAGUCUGUACCGCUAUACCUUUCGGAGAUGGCACCAUAUAAGUACAGAGGAGCCCUUAACAGUUGCUUUCAACCGGUUCUCAUAGGUGUUCUCGUUGCAAAUUUCCAAACUAUAAUAGUAACUUCCAGCAGUGAUUAUUCUUCUAGCUCUUCUGAGGAGGAUUCCAAGAUCUCUGCUGCCAAAGCACGUGCCAAUGCGGAUCGUGCUAAGAAGAUAAUAAAUAGCAUGCCCCUUGCUUCAGACUCAGAUGCCGAAGAAGAGGAACCUAUAUGGGAGCCGAUGGAACGCAGAAGUAGGCCAUAUCCACCACACAGAGAAAUUGAGCGAUUAAUUGAGGAUGAACGUGAUGAAGAAGAUUACUGGGAUGCAAUGUAUAACGAUCUCGAGGAAGAAUUCCCCAGUUCGGACAGUGAUUCCGAGAAAGAGUUUGAAGAAGAUUCUUCAGAGGAUGAUGAUGAUGAUGAAUCGGAUGACUCUGACGAUUAG
This is a messenger RNA of Papaver somniferum (opium poppy), 495 nucleotides long. Its product is annotated as sugar transport protein 12-like. The record is from RefSeq and is a predicted model, not a curated record. Gene Ontology annotation, molecular function: transmembrane transporter activity. Bases 1 to 495 code for a protein of 164 amino acids. The transcript has 4 exons. Gene Ontology annotation, cellular component: membrane. NCBI's taxonomy places the organism in Eukaryota, Viridiplantae, Streptophyta, Magnoliopsida, Ranunculales, Papaveraceae. Gene Ontology annotation, biological process: transmembrane transport.